UUUACCUGUAAAUCCCCAAUAUGUUCCAAGUAUGUUGGGUCAAACCUAACUCUAGAGUUAUCUCACUAAUAUUAACAAAUGAAGUUACUGUUAUAAAACAGAAAUAUUUUAUUAAAAUAAUAAAGUUGAGAAUUUAUUACUAUUGAUUUUUUCGUUUUCUAAAAUUCGGGUACAUUUGCGUACCCGAGCAAGUCUUCUCGGGUACCAGGUACAGACACAGUAAUUCGGGUAUGCGUACCCGAAUUCGGGUACGUCUGGCAACACUGAUCCCUUGUGAGAAUUCGUAUUCAACACAAAGAUGGCCGCGCCCACUACGAUGCACUUUUAGUGGAUCCCUUAGCUAAGGGAUCCAUUAGGCCAGUAUUCGGAUACAGCCUAUAUUUUCAAAAGGAGUACAACAUAGAGGUUAGGUAUAACACUAUUUAAUAAACUACCGAAAGAAAUUGUAUUACUACAAAAUUUUAAUGAAUUCAAAAAAGUUGUAAGAGAUUACAUCAAAGGAAAAAAAUAUUUAUUUAGCUGGUGAAAUAAACUCUUUGUAAUGACUAUAACUGGUGUGCUUGUGGUCGAUCAAGAACUAACAACAAUGAAUUUCUCUCACUUAAUCAUUUGAUAUUUUCUACGAAAUGGCAAAAGUACCAAAAAGGCCUAAGCUUGGCUCAUUGGGCUUUACCAAAAAUAUUGAGUCAUAUUUUUCAAGAGCCUCAUCUUCAACGAGUCAACAACCACAAGAAUUAUCAACACAAGCAGCAGCUAAUUCAGGAAGUGAGCAAAGAGAUGCCAUGGAUGCUCAAGAGCAACAAGGAGCCAUUGCACGAUUCAAUGGGUCUUCAGUGGAUUGUGCUGAAGCUGUUGACUGCAAUGUAGGUGCGAGUGAAUCAGGUUCAGUAAAUUAUAAUUCAGUUAAUCAUCCUUCCCACCAAAAUGAUGUAGGGCUACACAUAGGGGUAGGAACCCUUAUAAGUGACUACACAAAAUGCCAGUUGCUGGAAAAUCAUUGGACUCCACCUUGCGACUACUCAUUUCCUUUUUCUGUUAAAAAAGAGAAAUGUAGAGAAUAUAAGAGGUAUUUGUCCAAAAAACAUAUUGAUAUGUUUCAUUGGGUGGUUUUCUCACAUGCAAAGAAAGGACUAUUUUGUGUGUACUGUUCUCUCUUCUCUGCCCAUGCUGCUGGUCACAAUAACGGUAUGAAACUAGGGAAGUUGGUGACGGAGCCACUUACCAAAUUUUCAAAGCUGACUGGAAAAGAUGGUGAUUUGGAAGUUCAUGAUAAAACUGAAUAUCAUAACCAGAAUGUCAUUGCGGGUAAACGAUUCCUACAAUCCUACCAUAAUCCUGAGUUUGAAGUCAUUAACCUGAUUAAUUCUCAACGUCUUCAACAAGUAAAUGAAAAUCGAGCUAGAUUGCGACCUAUUAUUGAAACCAUAAUCUUUUGUGGUCGCCAGAAUAUACCCCUACGAGGGCACAGAGAUGAUGGUGUCCUACUGGAUGAUUGUACACCAGCAAACAGUGAGGGUAAUUUCAGGGAAUUAUUAAGAUUCAAAGUAGCAUCAGGUGACAAAGAGUUGGAGAACCAUCUCUCUUGUGCAUCAUCUAGAGCAACUUACAUUGGGAAAAAUACUCAGAAUGAGCUGAUAGAAUGUUGUGGUGAUGAAAUUCAAUCAAUUAUUUUAGGCAGAAUAAAAAAAGCUGGGUUCUAA
Molecule: messenger RNA, 1700 nt
Organism: Bacillus rossius redtenbacheri
Lineage: Eukaryota; Metazoa; Arthropoda; Insecta; Phasmatodea; Bacillidae
Exons: 3
Coding region: 627-1700 (357 amino acids)
Source: RefSeq, a predicted model, not a curated record